UCGAACUAUGUUGUGGUUCAUGGGCCGAAAGAGCACAUUAUUUGACGUCUCAAUCUCCUUGUCAAUCAAGCGACAGCUCUAUCACUUACCUUGACCUAGACUAAGUGGCUGUUCUUGCCGCGGUGGCCGUAGGUUGUCGCAAGUGGAUCCAUGGCAAGUUCCACCUCACACCGCCUUUUCUGAUGACAGGCACAAUCAGUAUAUGUGCGCUCCUCCGCCCCCAGGCAGUUAUACGCUGCUCCUUCUCGUCCACCAUCAGACUGAGCGGCCGACAGACAAGGUGAUGAACAACUGGCUUGUCGCCGUCAUAGUUUCAACCGUCGUAGCGGGAGCCGCGAUCGUAGUGCUCGCCGUCGCGAUAUCCCGUCACCGUUCCCACCAGCUGUCAAAGGCGGCGUCACAGGACGCCCUCGACAAUGUAACUCACAACAAGCUGUCAGAAGCAGAGCUCGGACUCCGGCGCUCAUCCACGAUGGCCUCUUGGUCGCCGUCGCGAAUAACUCUGCUCACAUCCGAGAGCGGAAAGCGCCCUUCCCAUCAAGAAGUUGUCAAUCUUCCGAAUCCGUCAAAGCAAGGAGAGGACGCGUCUAUGCAUGAUCCAUCGUACCCAGCCAUCGGAAUCCCACUCAAGCCAAAUCGUCUCGAAGAUUUCUCUCAUGAGAAGCCGGGUUGGAUACACCAUGAGUCGGCCCUGAGGACAGGGACAUGCGACACUCCAUCUCACGAUGGAGCAGAGGGCAAUCGCGCGAAAGCAGCGAUACGGCCAUCUUUCAUCUCUCGCUUCAGACCCGCUCGCCGAGAGCCCGAUCGUGCCAGUGGUGCGUCUGUAUCGCAGAUAUCCUCGGACGCACAACGCCUUGCUCCUCCCCAGCCCCAACUUGAAUCGACCACGAUCUCGGAUCCGCCCAAAACUCCCCCGGUUCCCUCCCUCAUCACCAUCCCAGAAUUCCCCACGGCACCCUUGGCAUCACAAACUCAAAAGGAUAACUACGGUGACGACGAAGAGCUCGGAAUCAUGUCGUCGCAUUUCUCCUCUCCAUCCACCACGCCCACCACCCCGCGAGCGGAACACCCCAGCUGGUGGCCGGGCGUACUGCACGGCGCGUCUCCCUGGAGGUACAUAGUAAGGCUCGAGCCGAUGCGCUCGCCAUCUUUCAACACCGUAGAUCGGCCCAGAUUCUCCCCACUGGCGACUCUAUGCAUGCCGAGCGCCUUUCACUUGACGCCCGAAUAUGGAUAUCCCAGAAGCGGCGCUGCUCCCACGUCCGCGAAACCCUCUACGUAGUCGCUUUUGAGUCACCAUACAGCUCUAUCGACUAUCUCCUUGCCGUUGGACUUGCUGAAGACACGUUCUGUGGGCCAGUAUGAAACACCCAAACGCGUCAGUCUUUGGAUGAUAGCAGAUAAACUCUAAUUCCGCUAAGCUGCAUGUAUUACAUCGUUAGUCGUC
Laetiporus sulphureus 93-53 is the source of this 1450-nucleotide messenger RNA. RefSeq lists its product as uncharacterized. Bases 203 to 1285 code for a protein of 360 amino acids. NCBI's taxonomy places the organism in Eukaryota, Fungi, Basidiomycota, Agaricomycetes, Polyporales, Laetiporaceae. The transcript has 4 exons. The record is from RefSeq and is a predicted model, not a curated record.